UAGGUGGGCCAAACCGCAGCCCAUCCCCCACAAAAUUCCCCAGCGUCGUUGCGUCUUCGUCCUCCGAGGAGUUCUCGUUGAUGGAGGAAGAGAAAGCAGCUGCGUACUACGACGAGCUCACUCGGAAGGGCGAAGGGGCCGCUAGAUUUAAACAAGGGCUUGGUUUCAGCUCCCAAUCGUCCACAUCCACCGCGCCUUCGAAGACCCGUUCAUUUCUCAGCAACUUCGUCAGGGCUUCCAGUCCCACCAAGGCCUCCCAGCUUGAGAAGCAAGCUCAGCUCGAAUCCAUUCAGAACAAGCUCAAAAAGAAACCCAAAUCAUGCGAAGAAAACUCGUCUAAAUUUUCCGACAGAAGUGAAAGAGAUUCUAGGGUUUCUGACAGGAAUGAUAAAGUUUCAAGAGAUAGGGAUCGCCAUUCAAGCCGGCGAAGCCGGAGCCGUGAAAGGAGAAGCCGAAGCAGGGACCGGCGGAGUAGAAGCCGAGACAGGCGGAGUCGUUAUCGAUCUUCUAGUAGGGAUAGAAAGAGGAGGAGUAGAGAUGGGGAUAGGGAUAGCGAUGGAGAUAGACAGAGGAGGAGGAGGGGUGGGUCGGAUGAGGUGGGGGGGCGGCGGAGGGAUAGAGGGAGAAGUAGGAGUUCAUCUCCGAGGGAGCGAAGAUUGGUGAAGGUUGGGAAAGAGAAGAAUGGUGGUGUUGACUAUGCGAGGUUGAUUGACGGAUAUGAUAAAAUGACACCUGCAGAAAGAGUCAAAGCCAAGAUGAAGCUUCAGCUUUCUGAAACUGCUGAAAAGGAUGCAACAAAGGGCAUGGGAUCAGGAUGGGAGCGGUUUGAGUUCAAUAAGGAUGCCCCGCUUGAUGAUGAAGAAAUUGAAGCUGCCGAAGAUGAUGCAAUGUUAGUUAAGCAUGUGGGUCAAAGUUUCCGGUUCUCUGCAGUGGAGACAAGAAGGGAGGAACAAAUAAAGGCUGCCCACGAUGAGGCCAUAUUUGGAGGAUCCACAAUUCCACCAUCCAAUUUCUCAGACAAUGAACCGGAGGUGGAGAAUGACACAAAGGAGAGCAAUGAAAGUAGCCUUGGUACAAGUCUCAUAAGUGAAAAGGUAAGUAAUUUUAGAGAGAGAACACUGGUACAGCAUUGCAGGUACUUAAUAAGCCCCGAGUUGCAUGUUGUAGGUACUUGCCAAGCAACAGGGUUCUUGGCGUGAUCGUGCUCGUAGGGUGUAGGAUCAACAAGUGGAUGUGAAGAACUGGUAAGCCUGGGAAAAGAAUCAGUCAUUCAUGACUACAAGUAGCAAAUGAUUGUGGGGGGAAUUCUUUUCUGAGCAAACGAGGAUUCAGUGUUAAAGCCAAAAAGGGAAGCUUUGAUCUCCUCAGGAACCAGCCCAGAACCAAGAACUUCCCUGGCAAUUGCUGUUAAUGCAAGCAUCUGGCAGAUGCCAAUGAGUGAAGUCCAGAUUGUAAUCAGCCAUCUUGGUGGUUACACUUCUAUAUUUAAUCAUCAGGAUUUGGAGUCUGAAAUAAUGUAGGUACAUCCAUUUUAGGUCUCUCUCCAUAUGCUAAUUGAGAAUUUAACAUGGAAUUAGAGCUUUGCUUUGCCGGAGUUCAAAUCUUAUCUUAUUUAUUUCCUCUGUUGAAUGCCA
Messenger RNA from Vitis vinifera (wine grape), 1634 nucleotides. RefSeq lists its product as uncharacterized. Lineage: Eukaryota; Viridiplantae; Streptophyta; Magnoliopsida; Vitales; Vitaceae. Bases 81 to 1199 code for a protein of 372 amino acids. The record is from RefSeq and is a predicted model, not a curated record. The transcript is spliced from 5 exons. Gene Ontology annotation, cellular component: cytoplasm; nucleus. Gene Ontology annotation, biological process: alternative mRNA splicing, via spliceosome.